CUGCCGCGGCUUGGUGCAGCUUGGUGCUCGUUGGCUGGUAGAGUACGAAUGUCAAUGCGGGCUCCGGUAUCAUCAACAUUUUGCUAGUACCAACUCUUGAGUUGCAGUCUUUGAACCCCAGCGUAUACACGUUUCUCUGAUCUACGGGAUACAGUUUUGUCUCACAAUCGCGAGAAUGGCCGCUGAGAAACAAGUUUCCUGCGGUCUGGACUUCUGUUCAGUCCCAGAUUUAAGCAACUGUUUAAUGACUGCAACAUCUUCAAGGUAUGAUUUUAUCUGCAUACCUUUGGUACAUCCAAAAUUCAAACGUGAAUUUAUUGAUCCUGAAUUGAAAAAACGCCCUGGGCCAUUCACAAGGUCUGACAUGAUUCUAUGCAGCUCCGACUGGAAUAACUUGGUGAUUGGCAAAUUGUCGCCUUACAUUAAUGUAGAUUGCAUAAAUCCAAUUUCCCGAAAGAAUAACGAGGAAACGUUAAACCAGGAAUUGGCAUUGGCCACACACCUGGGUCUUCCAGCGAUCACAUUCAAGCUUACAAGAAACAUGAAUCAGAAUAUUAAUUUUGCUCGAAUUAUUUACAACAAGUCCACAACUCCUUGUGCUUUCCAGGUAUGGGUUCAAGUUCCAAUGGAAAACCCUGCUAAGCAAGCCAACACGUAUAGAUCAGACAAGGGAGAUGAUGCGGUUGAAAGCACAUGGGAGUGGUGGAAUUCCUUGAGAUUAGUUUGCGACUUCCACGGGAAGCUUGGUGUUGCUUUGAUUGUUAGUCACGAUAUUCCUAGUGCAGAAGAGAUAGAUAGAUGGUUGGGUGAACCUCUGAAGUGCCUAAUCCUACCUACAACCUUGUUUAUUACCAAUAGAAAAGGGUAUCCAGUAUUAAGUAAGGCACAUCAAAUGUUACUGAAGAAGUUUUCUCCACUAAGGGUCCAAAUGAUUUUAUCCGGAUCAAACAGACAUCAGGAUAUCACUUUUUACCAUAAUUAUCUUGAUCAUCUCGCAAAGAGUUAUCAAAGUAAUGGACCAGUCGAAAGAUUUGCCAGGGGCUAUGAAGAUUAUUUGCAAUGCCCUUUGCAACCGUUGAUGGAUAAUCUUGAAUCUCAGACAUAUGAAAUAUUUGAAAAAGACCCAUUCAAAUACAAUCAAUAUCAGACCGCUAUUUACCAAGGAAUUCUUGACAAGGUUCCAGAAGCUGAAAAGGAUACCAAGACUUUAGUUAUCAUGGUUGUUGGAGCAGGUAGAGGACCCUUGGUACGGGCUUCUUUGAAUGCUGCUGAAAAAGCUCAAAGAAAAGUCAAGGUUUAUGCUGUCGAGAAAAACCCUAAUGCCGUUCUAACGUUACAGGCUUUAGAAAAAGAAAUAUGGGGAGACAAGGUCACUGUUAUAUCAUCUGAUAUGAGAGAGUGGGUUGCUCCUGAGAAAGCAGAUAUUCUUGUCUCUGAGCUCCUCGGAUCUUUUGGCGAUAACGAGCUUUCGCCGGAGUGCUUGGAUGGAGUUCAAAAGUUCCUAAGUGAUGAUGGAAUAAGUAUACCUUGUUCAUACACGUCGUACAUUAGUCCAGUGCAAUCGUCAAAGUUGUAUAAUGAAGUCAGGCAAUGUAAAGAAAAAGACAAGCACCCCCUGGCUCACUUUGAAACCCCUUAUGUUGUUCAUCUUCAAAACAAGUAUGAUAUUGCGCAACCACAGCCUCUCUUCACAUUCGUUCAUCCUAAUAGAGAAUCAAUUAUUGAUAACAACAGAUACGAAGUGAAAAAGUUUGUAGCAGAACAAAAUUCUGUAUUGCAUGGCUUUUCCGGCUACUUUGAAGCCGUUUUGUACAAAGAUGCGACUAUUAGUAUAGAACCGAACACACAUAGUCCAGGCAUGGUCAGCUGGUUCCCAAUUUUCUUUCCUAUCAAGGAAGCCGUUGUACUCAGUGCUGGUGAUAUGGUCGAGGUACACUUUUGGCGAAGGUGUACAUUAAAAAAUGUCUGGUACGAGUGGUGUGUCAGUAAACCUGCGCCAAGUUCCAUCCAUAAUCCAAAUGGGCGGUCUUAUACAAUUGGACUUUGAAUUACAAUGAGCUGUGUGAUGUGAAGGUUAAAAACCUGCAAAUUAAAUAAACAAAGAACCA
Molecule: messenger RNA, 2108 nt
Organism: Diprion similis
Lineage: Eukaryota; Metazoa; Arthropoda; Insecta; Hymenoptera; Diprionidae
Gene: csul
Product: protein arginine N-methyltransferase 5
Exons: 12
Coding region: 176-2047 (623 amino acids)
Biological process (GO): peptidyl-arginine N-methylation; regulation of DNA-templated transcription
Cellular component (GO): nucleus; cytosol
Source: RefSeq, a predicted model, not a curated record